This is a messenger RNA of Anopheles coustani, 2335 nucleotides long. RefSeq names its product acyl-coenzyme A diphosphatase FITM2 (gene Fitm). Lineage: Eukaryota; Metazoa; Arthropoda; Insecta; Diptera; Culicidae. The record is from RefSeq and is a predicted model, not a curated record. The coding region runs from base 217 to 1479 and encodes 420 amino acids. Gene Ontology annotation, biological process: lipid storage; lipid droplet organization; phospholipid biosynthetic process. Gene Ontology annotation, cellular component: endoplasmic reticulum membrane. The transcript is spliced from 3 exons.
CUACUUUUACGCAUGGCUGAUCAGUUUUGCGUACGAUCAUUCACAUCAUUUUUCCACAGCCAGUGCUAGAGAUUAGCUGUAAUAAAAUACAAUUUCAACGACCAUCAUUCGACCUGCUGCUAACAGCUGUUCCAUCAAGUAGUGCGAUCCAAGCACCGUGUUAAUGCGGUGGUACAAACAAGUGAUACCACCAACCACCGGCACCUCGACGCACAAAUGGCAAACAAACGAAGGCCAAUCCACACACCAACCUCUGCCGGACCCGGAAAUGCAACCCGGCCACAGAUGAACUUCCGGCAGGGGGUUAACGAUACGACCGCACGCAGUGAAGCCAAAGGCACCCGGCCGACCGCAACGCCCACCUCGAUCAAAGAGGUGCUCACCAUGAUGGUGCUGCAUGUGUGCAAAAAGAUCAUCUUCUUCGACACCAGCCUUAAAGUUCCUUUGUACUUGGGCUCUUUGUUCAUCGUGUCCCUGAUUGGGGAUUUCCUGCCCUUCCCCAAGACCUACCUCGCGCGAACCGACAAUCUGUUCAACGUGUACUUCGUCAAACUCGGCUGGGCGUGGACGCUGCUGUUCUGCUUGCCAUUUCUCGCCAUGACGUCGGUUACACUGUGCUGCGGCAACAGUCAGCGCCUGUUGCGGAAUCACAUGCCACGGCUCGGCAUAGCAACCGUGCUGUGGUUCGUGUGGACCAAGUUAUUUAACAUCAUCGAAACGAGUUACGGGCGAUGUAGUGCCCGUGGAUUUGAUGCCAAAUCGAGCUGCCUCAAGGCGGGACAUCUGUGGAACGGAUUCGACAUUUCCGGCCACGCGUUCAUCCUCAUUUACGCGAGUCUGGUGCUGAUGGAAGAGGCCCGUCCGAUCAUUGGCUGGGAAAGCAUCAAGGAUCUGCUGCGCAAUGAGGAACACAAUCGCAGCAGCAACGAUAGCUCGCAAACGUCCAACCCACUGAAGAGUCUGAAGGAUGAAGACCUAAAGACUUUGAAAUAUUUCUACAACCGGUUUACGCCUACCAUUCGGUUGCUGUUCGUUGGCAUGACGAUGCUACAGCUGCUGUGGGAUGUAAUGCUCGUGGGAACGAUGCUGUACCAUCACCGCAUGGCGGAAAAAGUGCUGAGUGGCAUCAUAGCCGUCGUGUGCUGGUUUGUAACGUAUCGUGCCUGGUACCCAAUCCCGACCGUGCUACCUGAUCCGGUCGGAAAAGGCCUUUUCAACUACCAAUCCAUCACGCGACCGGAAAGUGGCCUGCGCCGAAGGGCCAGUCUCCUUCAGAAUUCCUCGAGCUCAGCUUCCGGUACCGGUUCCGGUGGCCAAAGUUUGGGAGGCGGUGCGAGCAGUAGUAAAGAGAUUCCCCGAUUUAUGGGAAUGCCAUUGUACGCCGCCCGGCAGCCCUACAAUGCUGGUUCGAGUGCGGCCGGGUCCGGUGCUUCGCCACUGGAGACAGGGAGGGAACCACAGGGAGCAGCGUUCAUCUAGUGAAAAUCGACAGUUAAAUUUAAGCGUUACCUGACAAAGAGCUUCCAAGGAUGCCUGCCUAUGCUGAAUCAAAGCUAGAUUUAAAUGUUCUCUAAAAACCGCUAGCAGGAUUGCGUUGAUAGUGAAGGCCAGACAAAAGAACAUGAGGCUGUUAGGAGAUAGUGAGAACAACAUGUUGUUAUUGAAUCGUCUCGAAAUUGUGUAAAACUAUUUGUUUCCGUGUGUAAAGCACGUGUUCCGUGUACUGUAGUGUUUUCUGUCCGGUGUUUAGGUAUCAAAUUCUUUAUUCUUCGUUAAAUUGUGGUUUACUAGUUUUUAAAAAAAUUCUAAACAGAAAAAUAAUUAUUUUUAUCUUCGGUUUAAAGGUUACGUUUAUCUACUUAUGGAAACUUUUGUUGCAAAUAUUUAUUUGAUACCGUUGGUUCAUUUUCCGUUUGUAUGUCACAAAGUUAUGUUUGGUUUAUAUUAUUCUUUUACGGUUUGUUAAAUUUGCCCAACGACCAAAUACACGAUUUUGGUAAAUUACUCGUUUUUAAUUGUUUCAUGUUGUAUCACACCGAAUGCAAUUUGAUUAAUGAAAGUUUUGAUGUUGUUUGUGCAUGUACUGUUGUUGUUGGUAAGAUUAACUUAUUAGCCCUAAGUUCCGGAGAAGAAAGGUUUAUAAGAAGAAUUCAAACAAUUAUACAGUUCAUUCCACAAGAGAAAACAUUUUACAAAGUUCAUUAUUUAUAAGAACGAUUCUCUGGCCAAAGAUCGAAAAAAUAGAACAGAGUUGGUAGAAAUUCGUCAAAAUGGUUGAUUUUUGUAAACAAAAUGGCAACAAAACUGUCACACUCGUGUUCAGUUAUAUGUGGCA